This is a messenger RNA of Salvia hispanica, 1103 nucleotides long. RefSeq lists its product as uncharacterized. NCBI's taxonomy places the organism in Eukaryota, Viridiplantae, Streptophyta, Magnoliopsida, Lamiales, Lamiaceae. The record is from RefSeq and is a predicted model, not a curated record.
CAGAAAGAGAGAGAAAGAGAGAGAGGUGCUUCUUACAUGAGAUGAACUAAACUGAGAGAGGAGAGAUACCUGGCUUCAACAUGGACCCUGCCGUGACGUGUACCCCUGCCCGUUCGCCAUCUCAGCCGGACCAGAUAACCACCGCAAGCUUCAUUGAAGCACAAGGUGAGACAGAUUGGUUCAGUGAGUUCAGCUUCAACCCCGAACCAGAGUCUGGGAACAAGGUGAUGGUCGUUGUCGAUAACAGCCGUGAAGCUAGAGUGGCGCUCGAGUAUGCACUGUCCCAGGAUCUCCAGAGCAACGACACGAUUGUCCUGUUACAUGUUGCCAGAAUAAAUGAGAAUACGAACAGGGAGAUUGAUCCAAAGGCGUACGAUCUUCUGAACACUAGCAAAAAUAUAUGUCAACAAAAAAAACCUGAGGUGCGUGUGGUGAUGACAGUCAGGGAAGGGGAGGACAAGGGGGCGACCAUUGUUGAAGAAGCAAAACGGGAAAGGGUCUCGUAUUUGGUUCUUGGACAAAGAAAGAAAUCAUUUCUAGGGCGACUAUGGAUGUUUUGGGCAUACAAGAGAAACGAGAGUGGGUUCGUGGAUUACUGCAUCCAGAAUGCUGAAUGCAAGACAUUCUCAGUAAGAAGGAGAAACAGAAAAAUUGGAGGAUUUAUUAUUAAUACCAAACAUCUCAAGAACUUUUGGCUUCUGGCCUAGGAUAUCAGUACAUUCAUAUUUGGAGCUUCAACAAAAUACAGUGAUAUCAAUCACCAUGCUUGGAAAGAAGAAUAUUUGAAAUGAAAUGAUUUAAUUAUAUGAGGAAUAAAUUCAGUAGCAAAUUAUUGUUAUGAAAUAUUAGGAACAAAAUCAAGCACAACUGUUGACUAUGAAAUAUUGUUAUGAACUACUUUUUCCUAGUUUAAGUAGGAUUUCAUGGGAUUGGAACUAAUAAUUAGGAAUAAAUUAGAAUCAAUAAAUGAUAUGUAAACUCCUAUAUAUAUUCUGUGGAGGAUUGGAAGAAAGCAUCAAAGAGGGAUCAAAUUGUUGGCGGUGUAGAAUCGAGGCCUUGGUGAGAGGAUCAUUUGGCUUCUCUGGAGAACUGGUUUCAUUCAU